AUGUCGUCUGAGGCCAAGAAAGACUCAAUCCGUGAGGAAGUCUAUACAACUGAUGACUCCGAAACUGCGUACCAAAUACCUGACGGUGGAGUCAAGGCUUGUCUAUCCCUAGUUGGCCAGUGGCUCGUCCUGUUCGCCACCUUCGGCUACCUCUACUCAUUCGGAGUAUACGAAGAUUAUUAUACUCGGAUCUAUCUAACUAACCACGACCCGAGUGACAUUAGUUGGAUUGGCAGUUUUCAGUUCAUGAUGCCCUUCCUGGUUGGUCUUUUGUCUGGGAAGCUCUUCGAUGUUGGGUAUUUCUAUGUUCUGGAGAUAUUGGGUUCCAUCAUAUUUGUAUUCUCGCUGUUCAUGCUCUCUUUGGCGAAACCAAACCAGUACUAUCAGGUUUUCCUGAGCCAAGCAGUAGGGAUGGGGAUAGGGCUUGGCUUGACGUUCAUUCCGACGGUUGGUCUAACUGCACAUCAUUGGAGACGAUGGCGUGGACUAGCUGCAGGUAUAGCGUUGUCCGGAAGCUCUUGUGGGGCUAUAGCUAUACCAAUCAUGCUGAAGUCGGUCGUCGUCUGGACCUCCUCCGAACGUGAAAGCCUGGUUUAUGGAAGGGCCGUACCUGAAUGCCAUGAUAGCGUAAGGUUUACUUUCCUGCGAGUGUUUGUGAUACCUACGAUUCUUUAUACAUCAAGCGGUCUCUUCGCUAGCUUCGGAUUCUACUUUCCUGUGAUAUACUUACAAUUAUACGCUGUGCAGCACAGCGUCGAUCUUACUCUCGCAUUCUACUCACUAGCAAUCGUGAAUGGAUGCGGUGCGAUAGGGCGAGUAGUAGGAAACUUCUUGUCUGACUUGUAUGGGCCCUUCAAUCUUUUGGUGAUUACAUCGUUGAGUGCAGCUGCUACCAUAUGGGCGAUUCUUGGAGUAAACGAUCGAGCGUCUCUGAUAGUUGUCAGCAUCCUGUAUGGUAUAUUUUCUGGAGCCUGGCUUUCUCUAGUCGUGGCCUCUCUCGCGUUUCUUUCGAAGACACCUAAGGAAGUGGGAGCUCGAACAGGUAUUGGAAUCGCAUUCAGCAGCUUUGGUACCCUUGGUGCCGCUCCCGCUCAAGGCGCUCUUCUCACGUCACAGUUCUUCUGGAUUAGGCCUAUCGCCUUUUCUGGGACUGUUAUGAUAGCAGCGGCAGGGGUUUUCUUCGUCUCAAGGACGCUGCUCGUAAAGGAGAGAGGUACUCAGAAGGUCUAG
Fomitiporia mediterranea MF3/22 is the source of this 1230-nucleotide messenger RNA. RefSeq names its product MFS general substrate transporter. The record is from RefSeq and is a predicted model, not a curated record. Gene Ontology annotation, cellular component: fungal-type vacuole membrane. Bases 1 to 1230 code for a protein of 409 amino acids. Lineage: Eukaryota; Fungi; Basidiomycota; Agaricomycetes; Hymenochaetales; Hymenochaetaceae. The transcript is spliced from 12 exons.